AUGGCCUAUCACAAAGUGAAUGCAGACCAGAGAGCACAGGGGCACUCUCCGUACCUUGACAACGAUGAACUCCAAGCCACAGCACUGGAACUGGAAUGGGACAUGGAAAAAGAACUGGAGGAGCCUGGCUUUGACCAUUUCCGACUGGAUGGUGCGGUCCAGCAUCACCCGGGAAACUCCCAGAGCCCCGACCUUGAUCUCGAGCCCAUCCAGCCUUCGUCUUCCCCUAAGGGUCGAUUCCAGCGACUUCAGGAAGACCCCGACUACGUCUCGCACUAUACAAGACAGGCACCAAAGAGCAACCGCUGCAGUUUUUUUCAGAUACUGAAAGUAUUUUGCACUGCUUUGAUUUUAUUUAUUUUUGGAAUUGUGAUAGGAUAUUAUGCAGGCAAGAAAUGCCCUUCUGCCCCAGCAUCUCAAGAACCAAAUAACCUUCAUAUCUACCAUGAAAUUCUCAAGGAAAUCAAAGCUGAAAAUAUUCAACAGAUUUACAGAGAUUUGUUACAGUUCACUAGAGAAGAUGAUGUAGACAUUGCAGUGAAAAUUCUGGUGCAGUGGAGUUCCCAAGGCCUUGAAGAUGUCCGGCUGGUAAAUUACUCUGUUUUACUUGACCUGCCGGGCUUUUCUUCAAACACAGUAACUCUGAAAAACAGCGGUGAGUGCUUUUAUCCUGGUGGACAACAGUGCAACAGAGAAACCAAAACUCUUCAUCGCCAAGACCUCCUGUACUCGUAUGCAGCUUACUCCGCCAAAGGAACUCUUGAGGCAGAACUCGUUGAUGUACAGUAUGGGACCGUGGAAGACUUGAUCCGGAUUCAAGCCAUUACAAACGUGACCAAAAAAAUUGCACUUUUAAAGCUAGGACAAUCACCUUUGCUUUAUAAGCUUUCUCUGUUAGAAGAUGCAGGGUUUGGCGGUGCUCUUCUUUACAUUGAUCCUUGUGACUUACCAAAGACUACAGAUCUUGCUGAUAAAGCUUUUAUGGUUUCCUUGAACAGCGGAGGAGAUCCAUCAACACCUGGUUAUGCCAGUAUUGAUGGAAGCUACAGACAGAAUCGACUGAACCUCACAACACUGUUAGUACAACCAAUUUCUGCAGUGCUUGCCAAAAAACUCGUUUCCUUGCCUGAGGACACUGUCCAAACAGAUAAGUGUAUACCCCUCCAAAUGCCAACUACAGGAAAAAAAAUAAUCAGUCUGAGUAUUCAGUCAGUCGCAACUUACAAGACAAUUUCUAAUGUUAUUGGAUAUUUAAAAGGAACUGUAUUUCCUGACAGAUACGUCAUCAUUGGUAGUCAUCACAACAGUCUGAAUAGUUAUGGCGGACAAGAAUGGGCCAGUAGCACUGCUAUCAUCACAGCGUUUAUACAAGCCUUGAUGUUGAAGGUUAAGAGAGGCUGGAGACCUGAGCGGACCAUUGUGUUCUGCUCAUGGGGAGGAACAUCUUUUGGGAAUAUUGGUUCAUAUGAAUGGGCGGAGGAUCUCAAGAGAGUUCUUCAAAGAAAUGUUGUGGCUUAUGUUAGCCUCCAUAACCCAGUCAGAGGCAACUCAACUUUACACCCUGUUGCAUCCCCUUCUCUUCAGGAACUGGCAGCUGAGAGCCAGAGCUUCAACUGUGUGGAAAAGACUAAAUGUCCAGGAUCUAAUGUGAGUUCUGUGCAGAUACAAGGAGAUUCAGAUUAUUUCAUCAACCAUCUUGGAGUACCUGCCACGCAGUUUUCUUACGAGGACAUCAAAACAUCAGAGAAUUCCAGCUUUCUCUAUGAAGCUCUUUUUCCUGUACAUACAACAAAAACUGAAGAGAUGGAUCCCUCCUUUAGUCUGCACGAGACCAUUGCAAAGCUAACAGGACAAGUGACUUUGCAAAUUGCCAGUGAACCAGUUUUGCCGUUUAAUGCCCUUGACAUCGCGUUAGAAGUUCAGAACAGUCUUAAAGGUGAUGAAGUAGGCAUUCCUCAGUUGCUUGCAGUGGCAUCACGUCUGAGGGACACCGCAGAGUUGUUCCAAUCGGAUGAGAUGCGCCCAGCUAACGACCCCAAGGAGCGAGCUCCUCUCAGGGUCAGGAUGCUCAAUGAUGUGCUACAAAGCUUGGAAAAAAGCUUCCUGGUUCAUCGAGCUCCUCCAGGACUUUACAGAAAUAUUCUUUACAGACUAGAUGAAAGGACGAGCCAGUUUUCAGUACUGCUAGAGGCACUGGAGCACUGCAAACUACAUCAGUCAAAUGAGACCAUUCAAGCAGCCUUGUCAGAGGUGCUGAGCAGCAUCAAUUCAGCUCAGGUUUACUUCAAAGCAGGACUUGAUGUGUUUGAGACUGCCUUAGCUGGGAAGAAAUGA
This is a messenger RNA of Opisthocomus hoazin, 2334 nucleotides long. RefSeq names its product N-acetylated alpha-linked acidic dipeptidase like 2 (gene NAALADL2). The record is from RefSeq and is a predicted model, not a curated record. Lineage: Eukaryota; Metazoa; Chordata; Aves; Opisthocomiformes; Opisthocomidae.